AUUUAACGCGUUAAAAUUGCAAAAUUAACUGAAUUUAGCACGCAAAACGUUGGCAAAACAUUAAACAAGUAUGGCGGAUGCCGCAGCACGUCAAUUGCAGUACGAGUACAAGGCGAACUCGAAUCUUGUGCUGCAAGCUGAUGUACGACUCAUUGAGCGUCCGAGGCGCGAUGAAGCCACCGGCGAGGUGUGCUCACUGGUGGGCAAAUUGGAUGGCACUCGCAUGGGCGAUCGAUAUCAGCGCACAAGGCCCGAGAAGACAGAAGAGCGCAAACAGAAGCGACAGAAACGUGAUGAGGCGCAAUACGAUUUUGAACGGAUGAAGGGCGCCACACUGCUCUCGGAGGGCAUCGAUGAAAUGGUCGGCAUUGUGUAUCGCCCCAAAACACAGGAGACGCGUCAAACCUACGAAGUGCUUCUCAGUUUCAUCCAGGAGGCGUUGGGCGAUCAGCCGAGGGAUAUAUUGUGCGGCGCUGCCGAUGAAAUUCUAGCUGUGCUCAAGAAUGAACGACUCAAGGAUCGGGAACGCAAACGCGAUGUCGACAGUCUGCUCGGUGAAGUGACAGACGAGCGUUUCGCGUUGCUCGUCAAUCUGGGCAAGAAGAUCACGGACUUUGGCAGCGAUGCUGUCAACGCUUUAACAGCAGCCACCAACAAUGAGGAGCAAAUUGAUGAUACAUACGGCAUCAAUGUGCAAUUCGAGGAGUCCGAAGAGGAGAGCGACAAUGACAUGUAUGGCGAGAUCCGAGACGAUGAUGGCCAGGACGAGGGCGAAGAGGCGCGCAUCGAUCACACCCUGCACGCCGAGAAUCUGGCUAGCGAGGAGGCGGCGAGUAAUAUGAAAAAGGAACGUUCGCUUCAUCCCCUGGAUAUUGAUGCCUAUUGGUUGCAGCGUUGUCUCAGCAAGUACUACAAGGAUGCAAUGGUCUCGCAGAGCAAAGCAGCCGAUGUUCUCAAAAUACUGAAAGAUGCCGCCGAUGAGCGUGACUGUGAGAAUCAACUUGUCCUGCUGCUGGGCUACGAUUGUUUUGAUUUUAUUAAGCAGCUGAAGCUCAACCGGCAGAUGAUACUCUAUUGUACGAUGCUGGCUUCCGCACAAACGGACAGCGAACGGCAGCGUAUACGCGAAAAGAUGCGUGGCAAUACGGCGCUGGCCAAAAUCCUCCGUCAAUUGGACACGGGCAAGGCCGACGAACAGGAGGAGGCCGAUGCACGCGCCAAUAAGCGUGGCAAGGGCGAUGCAGACGAUGGUGGCGCCGCAUCUGCUGGCCAGGUGGCCGGUGUGCGUCAAUUGUUGGAAUUGGAUGAGUUGGCCUUUACACAGGGCUCACAUUUUAUGGCCAACAAGCGUUGCCAGCUGCCCGAUGGCAGCUAUCGCAAGCAGCGCAAAGGCUACGAAGAGGUACACGUGCCCGCCCUCAAACAGGUGCCUUUCGAUGCCAACGAGGAGUUGCAGCCCAUUGACAAGCUGCCAAAGUACGUUCAGCCCGUCUUCGAUGGCUUCAAGACCUUGAAUCGUAUUCAAAGUCGCCUCUACAAGGCCGCCCUGGACAGCGAUGAGAAUAUGUUGCUGUGUGCUCCAACUGGAGCGGGUAAAACAAAUGUCGCUCUGCUCACGAUGAUGCGCGAGAUUGGCAAGCAUAUCAAUGAAGAUGGCACCAUCAAUUCCCAGGAUUUCAAGAUCAUCUAUGUGGCACCGAUGAAAUCUCUUGUCCAGGAGAUGGUCGGCAAUUUUGGACGUCGUCUUGCCUGCUACAAUCUGACAGUCUCUGAGCUGACCGGAGAUCAUCAGUUGACCCGGGAGCAAAUCGCUGCCACGCAGGUCAUCGUCUGCACCCCCGAGAAAUGGGAUAUUAUAACGCGUAAGGGCGGCGAACGGACGUUUGUCAGUUUGGUGCGAUUGGUCAUCAUCGAUGAGAUCCAUUUGCUUCACGAUGAGCGUGGUCCGGUGCUGGAGGCGCUCGUUGCCCGUACCAUACGCAACAUUGAGACCACCCAGGAGGAUGUGCGUCUCGUUGGUUUGUCGGCAACGUUGCCCAAUUACCAGGAUGUUGCCACAUUUCUGCGCGUCAAACCGGACAAGGGACUCUUCUACUUUGACAACAGCUAUCGGCCAGUGGCGCUGGAGCAGCAGUACAUUGGUGUCACUGAGAAGAAGGCGCUGAAGCGCUUCCAGGUGAUGAACGAGAUUGUGUAUGAGAAGACAAUGGAACAUGCUGGUCGAAAUCAGGUGCUGGUCUUUGUGCACUCCCGCAAGGAGACGGGCAAAACGGCGCGUGCUGUGCGCGACAUGUGCCUGGAACAGGAUACGCUGGGCAGUUUUCUGCGCGAGGGCUCCGCCAGCAUGGAGGUGUUGCGCACCGAGGCCGAGCAGGUGAAGAAUGCGGAGCUAAAGGAACUGCUACCGUAUGGCUUCGCCAUACAUCAUGCGGGCAUGACGCGUGUCGAUCGUACCCUUGUCGAGGAUCUGUUUGCAGAUCGGCACAUCCAGGUGCUGGUCUCGACGGCCACGUUGGCCUGGGGUGUCAAUUUGCCGGCGCACACUGUGAUCAUCAAGGGUACACAGGUCUACAAUCCGGAGAAGGGUCGCUGGGUCGAACUGAGCGCCUUGGAUGUGCUCCAGAUGCUGGGACGUGCUGGUCGUCCACAAUACGACACCAAGGGCGAGGGCAUCUUGAUUACGAAUCACAGCGAGCUGCAAUUCUAUCUGUCGCUGCUCAAUCAACAGCUGCCCAUCGAGUCGCAGUUCGUGUCCAAGUUGCCCGACAUGCUUAACGCUGAGAUUGUCCUGGGCACAGUACAGCAUCUGCAGGAUGCUGUCAACUGGCUGGGCUACACUUAUCUGUACAUUCGCAUGCUGCGCAAUCCCACCUUGUAUGGCGUCUCGCAUGAUGCGAUUAAAGCGGAUCCACUGCUGGAGCAGCAUCGGGCGGAUCUGUUGCACACGGCUGCCUGUUGCCUGGAGCGCAGUGGCCUCAUUAAAUACGAGCGGAAGACGGGACACUUUCAGGUCACCGACCUGGGACGCAUUGCAUCGCAUUAUUAUCUAACGCACGAGACAAUGUUGACCUACAAUCAGUUGCUCAAACAGACCCUCAGCGAAAUUGAACUGUUCCGUGUGUUUUCGCUCUCGUCGGAAUUCCGGCACAUCUCUGUGCGCGAGGAGGAGAAACUGGAGCUGCAGAAGCUGAUGGAGCGUGUACCGAUACCCAUCAAGGAAUCGAUUGAGGAGCACAGCGCCAAGGUGAAUGUUCUGCUGCAGGCGUAUAUCUCUCAACUGAAACUGGAGGGAUUUGCUCUCAUGUCCGACAUGGUCUUCAUUACCCAAUCCGCGGCGCGUCUCAUGCGUGCCAUCUUUGAGAUUGUGCUGACGCGAGGCUGGGCCCAGCUGGCGGAUAAAACGUUGACGCUGUGCAAGAUGAUCGAUCGUCGCAUGUGGCAAUCAAUGACACCGUUGCGCCAGUUCAAGAAGAUGCCCGACGAGAUUGCCAAGAAGCUGGAGAAGAAACACUUUCCCUGGUCGCGGCUCUACGAUCUGGAGCCGCACGAGCUGGGCGAACUGAUCCGUGUGCCCAAGCUGGGCAAGACCAUACACAAGUUUGUGCAUCAGUUUCCCAAACUGGAGCUAUCCACACACAUCCAACCCAUAACGCGGGCAACGCUCCGCGUAGAGCUGACAAUUACCCCGGAUUUUCAGUGGGAUGAGAAGGUGCACGGCCAGUCCGAGGGUUUCUGGGUACUGAUCGAGGAUGUCGACUCGGAGCUAAUACUGCAUCACGAGUUCUUCCUGCUCAAGCAGAAAUAUGCCCAGGAUGAGCAUCAGUUGAAGUUCUUUGUGCCCGUUUUUGAGCCAUUGCCACCGCAAUAUUUCUUGCGCAUUGUCUCGGAUCGUUGGAUUGGCGCCGAGACUCAGUUGCCCGUCUCAUUCAGGCAUCUAAUCUUGCCCGAGAAAAAUAUGCCACCAACGGAAUUAUUGGAUCUGCAGCCGUUGCCCAUCAGUGCGCUGCGUCAGCCCAAGUUUGAGGCAUUCUACGCACAACGUUUCCCCCAAUUCAAUCCCAUUCAGACGCAGGUCUUCAACGCCGUCUACAACAGCGAUGAGAAUGUGUUUGUCGGCGCACCGACGGGCUCAGGAAAGAUGACAAUUGCCGAGUUUGCCAUAAUGCGUCUGUUUAGCCAGGGCAGCGAUGGGCGAUGUGUCUAUCUGGUGUCGCAGGAGUCACUUGCCGAUUUGGUGUUUGCCGACUGGCAUGCCAAGUUCGGAUCGCUGGACAUCAAGGUGGUCAAGUUGACGGGUGAAACGGGCACGGAUCUAAAACUAAUUGCCAAGGGACAGCUGGUGAUAACCACGGCGGAUAAAUGGGAUGUGUUGUCGCGUCGCUGGAAACAGCGCAAGAACGUCCAACAGAUCAAUCUGUUUAUUGUCGACGAACUGCAGCUGGUGGGCGGCGAGGAGGGACCCGUCAUGGAGAUCGUUUGCUCCCGCAUGCGUUAUAUUAGCUCCCAGAUCGAGAAACAGAUACGAAUUGUGGCGCUCUCUGCAUCGCUGACAGAUGCACGCGAUGUCGCCCAGUGGCUGGGCUGCAAUCCAAAUGCCACCUUCAACUUUCAUCCGAGUGUGCGGCCAAUCCCAUUGGAGCUGCACAUCCAGGGAUUCAAUGUGACGCACAAUGCCACACGCAUUGCGACCAUGUCAAAGCCCGUCUACAAUGCCAUACUCAAAUACAGUCCCCACAAACCCGUCAUUGUCUUUGUUUCGUCACGGAAGCAGGCACGUCUCAUGGCCAUCGAUGUGCUGACAUAUGCCGCAUCGGAUCUGCAGCCGAAUCGCUUCUUCCAUGCCGAGGAGGAUGACAUUCAGCCGUUCCUCGAGCGCAUGUCGGACAAAACACUGAAGGAGACACUCGCGCAGGGCGUUGCCUAUCUGCACGAGGGCUUGUCUGCCUCGGAUCAUCGUCUGGUCGAACAGCUGUUCGAUUCGGGCGCUGUGCAGCUGGCUGUUGUCUCCCGGGAUCUGAGCUGGGGCAUGAGCAUCUCGGCACAUCUGGUUAUCAUAAUGGACACACAGUUCUACAAUGGCAAGAAUCAUUCGUAUGAGGAUUAUCCCAUUACGGAUGUACUGCAAAUGAUUGGACGCGCCAAUAGGCCCAACGAGGAUGCCGAUGCCAAGUGUGUGCUCAUGUGUCAGAGUUCCAAGAAGGAUUUCUUCAAGAAGUUCAUCAAUGAGCCAUUGCCCAUCGAGAGUCAUUUGGAUCAUCGCAUGCACGAUCAUUUCAAUGCCGAGGUCGUCACGAAGACCAUCGAGAACAAACAGGAUGCCGUCGAUUAUCUGACUUGGACAUUCCUCUAUCGGCGACUAACCCAGAAUCCCAACUAUUACAAUCUGCAGGGCGUCACGCAUCGUCAUCUGUCCGAUCAUCUGUCCGAGCUUGUCGAAAACACGCUCAGCGAUCUGGAGCAGUCGCGGUGCAUAAGCGUAGAGGAUGACAUGGACACGUUGCCCCUGAAUCUGGGCAUGAUUGCCGCCUACUACUACAUUAACUAUACAACCAUUGAGCUCUUCAGUUUGUCGCUGAACAGCAAAACCAAAGUGCGCGGUCUGCUGGAGAUUAUCUCAUCAGCGGCUGAGUACGAGGAUGUUGUGGUGCGCCAUCACGAGGAGCAGGUGCUGCGCACACUCUCCCAGCGCCUGCCCAACAAGCUGACUGGACCCAAUGAAUCAGCGCCUAAAUUCAAUGAUCCUCACAUUAAGACGAAUCUGCUGCUGCAAGCACAUCUUUCACGCCUCCAACUCGGUCCGGAGCUGCAGGGCGAUACGGAACAGAUACUUAGCAAGGCGAUCCGCUUGAUCCAGGCCUGUGUGGAUGUACUGAGUUCCAAUGGCUGGUUGUCGCCCGCUGUGGCUGCCAUGGAACUUGCGCAGAUGGUUACGCAGGCCAUGUGGACCAAGGAUUCGUAUUUGCGGCAGCUGCCACACUUCAAUGCGGACAUUAUAAAGCGUUGCACAGAAAAGAAAAUCGAAACUGUUUUCGAUAUUAUGGAGCUGGAAGAUGAGGAUCGCACACGCCUCCUACAGCUAUCCGAUGUGCAAAUGGCCGAUGUGGCUCGCUUCUGCAAUCGUUAUCCCAACAUUGAACUCAAUUACGAGGUGGUCGACAAGGAUCGCAUCAAUUCCGGCUCCACGGUCAAUGUGGUUGUGCAGCUGGAACGUGAGGAUGAGGUCACCGGUCCGGUCAUUGCGCCAUUCUUCCCCCAGAAACGUGAGGAGGGCUGGUGGGUAGUGAUCGGUGAUCCCAAGACCAAUUCACUGCUCUCCAUCAAGCGUCUGACGCUCCAGCAAAAGGCCAGAGUCAAGCUGGACUUUGUGGCGCCCAGUCCAGGCAAGCACGAUUACACCUUGUACUACAUGAGCGAUUCCUAUUUGGGCUGCGAUCAGGAAUACACAUUCUCCAUUGAAGUGGGCGAUUUCCAAUCGGAGAGCGAAAGCGAAUCCGACUAAGCCGCAAAACAAAUAACCAACCAUAAAACCAUAACCAAUAAACCUUUAAUACAAACCAAUAAACCUUUAAAAUCAAUAAUUUA
This is a messenger RNA of Drosophila grimshawi, 6582 nucleotides long. RefSeq names its product putative U5 small nuclear ribonucleoprotein 200 kDa helicase (gene l(3)72Ab). The record is from RefSeq and is a predicted model, not a curated record. Gene Ontology annotation, molecular function: ATP binding; nucleic acid binding. NCBI's taxonomy places the organism in Eukaryota, Metazoa, Arthropoda, Insecta, Diptera, Drosophilidae. Gene Ontology annotation, cellular component: nucleus. The coding region runs from base 71 to 6499 and encodes 2142 amino acids. The transcript has 7 exons.